UUCGCCGCAGGGAGAGUGGGAGACCUUUAAUUUUUUUGGGAUAGCUGGUCUCAGGGCAGUCGCCCAAGGGCGCAUUUCCCAUUGGGAACCAUCUCUUUAUAAAUAAUCGAAGUGUCGGCUUCGUGACUUCUUUUGAUUUCUCAUAUUCCUUCAAAAUCUUAGAGCUCUCGCUCUUCAGCUCUCAAAUUUCGUUUGCAGGAGCUCUUUGAUUCCGUCCCUGUUUAUCGAUGGCGUCUCAAGCAAGCCUUCUCCUUCAAAAGCAACUCAAAGAUCUUUGCAAGAACCCGGUUGAUGGGUUCUCCGCGGGUUUGGUGGAUGAAAACAACAUUUUUGAAUGGAGCGUGACCAUAAUUGGACCUCCGGAUACUCUCUACGAGGGAGGAUUUUUCAAUGCGAUUAUGAGUUUUCCAUCCAACUACCCAAAUAGUCCACCAACAGUGAAAUUCACCUCAGAAAUAUGGCAUCCCAAUGUAUAUCCUGAUGGUCGGGUUUGCAUAUCAAUUCUUCACCCGCCAGGUGAUGAUCCAAAUGGUUAUGAGCUUGCAAGUGAGCGCUGGAUGCCUGUUCAUACAGUGGAGAGCAUAGUAUUGAGUAUCAUAUCAAUGCUUUCUAGUCCUAAUGACGAGUCUCCUGCAAAUGUUGAAGCUGCAAAGGAGUGGAGAGAUAAGAGAGAUGAUUUCAAGAAAAAGGUAAGCCGCUGCGUGAGAAAGUCACAAGAAAUGUUAUGACUAAUGGGCCGAGCGUCAUCCUCUGCUCAAGUGAACUGGGAGACAUGUAUAACUUCAUUUGUGAUGGAUCACUGGGUACUUUGAUCCCUGUGAAACUGCUGUAGGAAGUCAUCUUUUCUUCAGUUCCAUUUUGUUUCCGCUCUGCAGGGCCUCUUCUCAUGACUUGCAAAAGGCAACUCUGCUACAAUGUUUUUGGCUAGUGCUUGUUUACUAGUUAAUUGGAAAAUUUCUUUGUUCAUUUGAAUGACCUUAUUGAUAAAAUUUGAGUUCAAGGGACAGCAGUAGUCUUCCUUCCUACUGUGACCUUGCAUGUUA
Molecule: messenger RNA, 1043 nt
Organism: Prosopis cineraria
Lineage: Eukaryota; Viridiplantae; Streptophyta; Magnoliopsida; Fabales; Fabaceae
Product: ubiquitin-conjugating enzyme E2 7
Exons: 6
Coding region: 228-728 (166 amino acids)
Biological process (GO): protein polyubiquitination; ubiquitin-dependent protein catabolic process
Molecular function (GO): ubiquitin conjugating enzyme activity
Source: RefSeq, a predicted model, not a curated record